Callorhinus ursinus (northern fur seal) is the source of this 955-nucleotide messenger RNA. NCBI's taxonomy places the organism in Eukaryota, Metazoa, Chordata, Mammalia, Carnivora, Otariidae. The record is from RefSeq and is a predicted model, not a curated record.
UCUGUCCUCUCUCCCUACCGGCACAUAUAAGACCCUAGUCACACUUGGGAGAUGAGUGGGGAAGACGCCUACAGCAAGAUGGAUGUUGGCAGCAAGGAGGUCCUGAUUGAGAGCCCGCCAGACUACUCGGCAGCCCCCCAGGGCCGUUUCGGCAUCCCCUGCUUCCCUGCGAGCCUCAAACGCCUUCUCAUCGUGGUCGUGGUGAUAGUCCUUGUGGUCGUGGUGAUUGUAGGGGCCCUGCUAAUGGGUCUUCACAUGAGCCAGAAACACACUGAGAUGGUCCUGGAGAUGAGCAUUGGGGGACCGGAAGCCCAGCAGCGCCUGGCCGUGCAGGAGCGUGCGGGCACCACCGCCACCUUCUCCAUUGGCUCCAGUGGUAUUGUAGUGUAUGACUACCAGCGGCUCCUGAUCGCCUAUAAGCCAGCCCCAGGAACCUGUUGCUAUGUCAUGAAGAUGGCUCCGGAGAACAUCCCAAGUCUUGAGGCUCUCACUAGAAAGUUCCAGAACUUCCAGCCCUUCCCUGAUGCCAAGCUGCUGGCCUCAGCUGAACCUCACUCCCCGGGGGCUUCUGACUCCAGCACAGCCCCCUCUUCACUGGUCAAGCCUGCAGGGUCUACCUCUAAGCUGGGCCAGGAGGAGGGCCAUGAUGCUGGCUCAGAAUCCCCUGGGGACCUGGACUUCCUGGGCACCACAGUGAGGACCCUGUGUGGCGAGGUGCCCCUCUACUACAUCUAGGACCCCUCAGGGCCUGUGGAAGCCCCAAGUGAAGAGGAAAGAUCUAUGCGCUAAGGGCCUUUUGCAGAGAGAUAGGAAGCUGCUCCUACCCACACCACAGGGACUGGAGCUGGAGAAAUGGGAGCUGUGGGGAGAGGUGGGAGCGGGCAGAAGAGAUACGGCUCCUAGGGCCAAGGGGCUCCUACCACGAAAGAAUAAAGCAGCCUGAUUGAAAAACAAA